Molecule: messenger RNA, 915 nt
Organism: Mesitornis unicolor (brown roatelo)
Lineage: Eukaryota; Metazoa; Chordata; Aves; Mesitornithiformes; Mesitornithidae
Gene: CLIC4
Product: chloride intracellular channel 4
Exons: 5
Source: RefSeq, a predicted model, not a curated record
GUCUUGAGCACGUGUAGAUGGCACAGUCCUACCUCCUCAUUAACGAUCCGUUCUCUUCUGCAGGCUGGCAGUGAUGGUGAAAGCAUAGGAAAUUGUCCGUUUUCUCAGAGGCUCUUCAUGAUCCUUUGGCUGAAGGGAGUGGUGUUCAGUGUCACAACAGUUGACCUGAAGAGAAAACCAGCAGACCUUCAAAAUUUGGCCCCAGGCACUCAUCCACCCUUCAUAACUUACAAUGGUGAAGUGAAAACAGAUGUGAAUAAGAUUGAAGAGUUCCUGGAAGAUGUUUUGGCUCCACCCAAGUACCUGAAACUUUCACCAAAGCAUCCAGAAUCAAACACUGCUGGAAUGGAUAUAUUUGCCAAAUUUUCUGCAUUUAUCAAAAAUUCUAGACCAGAAGCUAAUGAAGCCUUAGAACGUGGCCUCUUGAAAACCCUCCAGAAACUGGACGAGUAUCUGAACUCUCCUCUCCCUGAUGAGAUAGAUGAAAAUAGCAUGGAGGAUAUUACAGUUUCUACCCGCAAGUUUUUGGAUGGCAAUGAGAUGACAUUAGCAGACUGCAACCUGCUACCCAAACUGCACAUUGUCAAGGUGGUGGCCAAAAAAUACCGCAACUUUGAGAUUCCGAAGGAAAUGACGGGGAUUUGGAGAUACCUGACGAAUGCUUACAGCAGGGAUGAAUUCACCAACACCUGUCCUGGAGACAAAGAAAUCGAAAUAGCUUACAGUGAUGUAGCCAAGAGACUCACUAAGUAACCAGCACUUGCAAAAGAGAUGACUUCUUGCAUAUUCCAUAACAAUGCUUCUAACAGACUGCUCUUUUCAUAUAAGAUAGCAAUUUUUUUUGCAUGAACUUGCAGUUAUUCAAAGUUAUGGUGGAUAGACCAGGUACAGUAAUUACCUAAAGUUUGCAGACUU